AAUGUCAGUUCAAUGACGGUGAAGGAAAUAGGAUCUGAGAAGUUAAUAAGGGGAUUAUUGUGGAAUGUGCUCUGCGCUCUCUUCUCGCUCAAUGGAACCAGAGUUGGGAUUUUUCACAUUCGGCAAGAAAGGCAAUGAACGAAUAUUUUUUUUUAUAUACAGCUGGAUGUACGGCUAUAGCCGACUUCGGUUCACGCGGGAAUUCAAAUCCUCGACAGCUGUGUAAGUCGGUUCAGUUUGUUUUCAUCUGAGCCGUUCAUCUUAGUAACCGAUGAUCUGGUCCGGAUAAGGUAAGGUGCGUCAGCUCUUGCAUUGCGGGACAGCAUAUUCCGACGUAUGGUGUUAUAAAGUUAUAAUUCACGGUAACUUCACAGGAAGAAGCAGAUCAAAGCGCCUGACGGACCUAUUUUCAAAUGUUUCCAGUAAUUAUAAUAGAUUGAAGAUAUACGUGGAUAAAAAAAAUAUACGACAAGAUGCAUUUAGUCGUCGCUCCUGCGGAUGUGCUCGACCAGAGCGUGCACUGGUUUGGUUCACUUUCUCGACCUUCCGCCACUGCGAUCUCGUCUUCCACCUCCUUCUUUCCUGUGUCUCCUUUGAUUUCUUUAUUGCCUUCUUCUAACCAGGCCAUUGACUUCCUCUUCUCUGAUUUCCCCGUUGUCGCCUAUACUCCCUUUCUUCUUGACGCCGUGCCUCUGCUUCCGCUUAUCCCUCUCCCGGAGUAGUAGAGUAGAGCCAAUCGCCCGCAUUAGAACAUUCACCUUGGCGGUAAGGUCACCUAUCUGAGCCUGCAGGGCCUCCACCGUCCCCCGUGUGUCCUCAUCAAGGGCCUCCACAGUAGUAGCCAACGUCCGGUGAUCGCUUGAACAUGAAUCUCUUCUUUCCCCAAGCUGUGCCACUUCUGCCACCGCGCCGCUCAGCUGCGACGCUUGCGCCUCCUUGUCCUCUAUCUGCUCCUUUUGGUUUUCUCGCGCUGUUGUGUUGUCCCGUUGUAGAGGCACUAGUUCCCUUCGUCAUCCUGCAAGAUGUUUUCAACCCUGCUCACGGUUCGAUAACUCGCUCUGAAACCACUUUGUAACGGACAAAGAGUUUUGACAGCUAGCCCGUGCGGCACCCGCGCGCCCUCCUGCAACACAACGAGUCAGCCUUACGCAACACCAGGGUUUCUCACAACGCACCACACCCACGCACCCCGGCAGGUCGAGUUUUUUUUUGGCCUGCACCAGAAAGCAUUUUUCUUCUUCGAUAGGCGGAGCUUCAUCGAGCAAGAAAUGCAUUAUUGGUCGACUGAAGAUGGGUGCCUCGAUUCAAUAAAACAAAGGACAAGGGGGUUGUGGCCACUUUUGACCCCUCCUGCAGCUGAUGCGUCUAGUUGACUAUCCUCCGAUUCCCGCCUAACAAGGUUCAAAUUUUGUUAGUUUGAGAUGAUUUAUUGAGCAACAGAUGUCCGGAUUGGCUAGGAGGCUUACCGACCUCUCCUCUAACACUGACUUGAACUACGGCCUCAAAAUAGAUAGCAAUGACCAAUCAAUAUGUCCCGGCCUGCUGAUUGGUCCACCCCACAACAUUAGGCACCAGCCAUUUCAUAGCUAUUUGUUCGUAGUAAGCCAUCCAAUUCAUCUGGAACAGGCAUUGACUCUCGAAAGUCCUGUUUCCCCCGUUUAAGGCAGGUCAGGGAGAAUGAAAUGCUCUCCUCCUUUCUUGCUUGCUUCCUAUAAAGAGCCGGAAACAGAUCCCUUGCUUAGCAAGUUCUUUUCCUACGAUCAGCUCGACCACCGUUGCCUUGACUCUGUUAGGGGCGCAGUAGUUUGAUUGCUUAGCACGCGCAUCCGUUUUCUUGCUUGCGCGGUAGCGCAGUAGUUUGAUUGCUGGGCCCGUUCUUUCUAAUUCAACAAACAAAAGAGGGGCGAAGCGCCCGUUUGAAGUGGCGAAGGUUAGACCUGAGAAAGUACGAAAGAAAGUACGCCCACGGAGCGGUUACGAAGUCACUUAGUCUUUCUAUAAAGAAAGGGAGGCCCACGGAGCGGUUACGAAGUAAGGUCAGCUGGUUAAGGAAAGCUCAGGUUAUGAAAUCGCUUAGCCGUUAAUUCAUUUUUUAAGUAGUAGUGAGGCGUCGGUACGGAGUUGCGUCAGCUGUGGAUAUAGACUAGGCUAAGGGACGGACUUCAUCUCUUCUAUUCUCUUCACUUACACCUUACACUUCCGCUGAGUCUAACGAGGCUCAGGUGCGGAGCCUUCCACUGUGGACCGAGACUACGCAAAGGUAGAACACCAGCAAGAUACGGCCAAAAAGCCGCGUCAGCGCUCAAGCAUGCGAAGAAAGCCCCAACUCUAAACCUUUUAAGGGCUAACGCGCGCCCCCCCUAUGAGUAAGUAAUAGUAAGGCCUUUUCUUUGUGAUCGUAGACCACCCUCCGUGUGCCCUUUAUUAGUAAGGGGCAAGCACUUGGGCGGAGUAAAGCUGAUCGUAGAGCACCGUUGCGCUAACGCGCGCGCUGUAGUUUUUCAGCUAGGGUAGGGGAGACAAGGUUACGCGCUGGGUAGCGCAGCGCAUCUGUUUCGGGUACAGAGGCGACGAGGGGUGCUAAACCGGCCACCCAACCCAGCAGGGCAGGGGCGGGCCGGCCAUAGGUUCGAAUCCUGCCACCUUUCUUGUGGAUCAUCCUGUGGUUACCGGAUGAUGGGAAUAACAAAGCAGAAAUUUUUAAAUGAGCACGAAAUGUCAAUAAAUGAAUUGUCUCAUUAUUCGUUAUUUCCGGGUCUUUUCGUUGCAUUCACUUACAACAAGAAACAACCACUAGCGUUUGGUGCAGCACCUGCAUUUUGGUGCAUUCUUCUUCCUUUCCUUGGUCUUUCGUUCCGUCAUAUUCCUAAUAACUUAUCCAAUUACAACGUAUUAACCGCUAAUGCACCUUUCUUUUAUCAAAUCUCAGGGACAUGGUCUAAUCAUGAGGGUAGUAUUUUAUCAUGGUGUCGGAUCCCAAGUUUUUAUGGAUUCCUUCUUCGUUACCGGGGUCGACCCCAAAGCCAUAAUGUCUCAAAACGAGGAGGCCAUAGAGAAACUCUUUUUUGUUCCUUUGUCUCGAACUUCGUGAAGAACUCCAUUCUAUCUCUCCCUCGUUACGAACAAAAAAGUGGGGCUGCGCCCCAGUUGUACACUCCCUUCGUUCUACGAACCCUUGUUGAUUCUGAACUUCGUUCGCGAAGGAACCGGACUUUUGACGGGCCAGCCCUUUUUUAUGCGCCGCUUUACCCUGGAAGGAAAAUGAGCUUUGCUCCUCUGGGCGCUAGGCGCUCCCGUGGUUCGCGAGAAGGAAAAAGGACUCAUCUUUUGUUGCAUCUGGCACGAGAUGAAAAAGAGAGAGCUUCGUCUAUCGAUGAACAGCGGAUUGACGGAGCUCUUGGCAUUGCUUUGUUUUUCUCUCCUUUCCUAUCAGCGAGUUCCGAUCCUUUUGUUCGAAAUUUCUUCGUUCGUACCGAACCGUUUGCAGAAUCAAAUCCUGUUCCACAAGAUCCUAUAUCAGCUAUACAUCCUCCUCGCAUUUAUGCCGGAGACGUCGCCAGUGCUAUGGGCUUUGGCUUAUGUAGAUCAAAAAUGAUGAAUGGGAUUGUGGCACUCCACUCGCCGCCAAUGCGGAAGGAUGCCGCCGAAAAGAAUGGAACGCUGCUUCGCUCUGCUGGAUGCGUCGGAUCCCGUAUAACAAGCGAGCUCUUUACCCUCAAAUUCAAACAUGUGGGCGCAAAAUGCUAUCCUGCUCUAUUGUUGCGUAGCAAUAGAAGCCUGCUCAUGCUGCUUCGGCGGCGCUUUUUCGCCUUCUCUUCGCUCUGGACAGGAGCGCUAAUGGACACGGGGAGGGAGCAGGCGAAGCGUGUCAAAGGAGUACGAGCUUGCCAUCCUUUGAGAAUAUAGUUGUGUGGAUUUCCUUUAUUGCUGGAAUAUCAAAAUCAUAUCUCUUUCACACUUUAUCGCACUCCUACUUCGUGAUUCUGUCUGAAAAUGAGGUCACAGGUCCUAUUUAUAGGCGAUCAGCGACCCACCAACAACCUUAGCCAUCAAUCACAAGUCACCACGUGUCAAUAAAACACUGGUUAAUGACUAAGUGGAAGUGCGGGGCGAUCAAUCCAUAUGACAGCUGUCCCCCCCUCAUCUGAGCAGAAUCUGUUACAUAAAAAACUCAUACACGUGGAAAGGAAUCAAACAAAAUCAAACAAAUACAAACCCACAAGCAUCAACCUCUUUCUCGUGCCUAUUGACGGUUAUCUUCUGGUGGCGACAAUAAAUGACUCACUCACGACUUUCAUUACAAAUCACAUUCCUUUUAAAUACUACAGGAAAUCUCUCUUUCGAAUAAGCCUUGUCGGCAGGCAUGAACUAGUUAGGUGUCGACCAGCACCCCCUACACUCUCUCUUAGGCUUCUCGCUCGGUAUAGCUGUCGACUCGACUAGUAUAUAAGCGAACACAUCCUUUCGGCCUAUAUAAGUGCGUCUCCAAUCGGUACUAGAGGGAUCAAAUGGGGGCUUUCUAUCAUUCAGUCAAAAAACUUCUAUCUAACAUCGCGAAUCGGUCCCUCUCAGGGGAAAAGCUAUCUAUCAAUGGGCAGACGCUGCCUCCGUGUGUAUUGCGUGUUUGCUCCAAUCCGGGUCAACGAAGCCCGUGCGGGCUCCCUUUCCUGCCGCCGAAAGAACCUGUGCCUUUGCCGCUGGUGCUAUUUCAAUGGAUUAUGGCUAAAUGUUCACUAUUGUCUCUCAAAUAGGAAGGGAUUCCGGGAUUAUGAAGUUCUAACGGGAUUUGCCUUUGCUUGUGUCUCCACCUGUGCCUAUGCCAGUGAUGGCUUUCGAAAUGAUGGGUCUACUGCGUAGGGAUCCGUAUCAGGUCGGGAUGCCGCUGUUAGUGUGGUACCUCUAGGGCUGGCUGCUCUCGACCCCGGUAAACGAAUGCUCUUCGAA
Messenger RNA from Telopea speciosissima, 4944 nucleotides. Its product is annotated as probable cytochrome c biosynthesis protein. The record is from RefSeq and is a predicted model, not a curated record. The transcript has 2 exons. Lineage: Eukaryota; Viridiplantae; Streptophyta; Magnoliopsida; Proteales; Proteaceae. Gene Ontology annotation, biological process: cytochrome complex assembly; heme transport. Gene Ontology annotation, cellular component: membrane. The coding region runs from base 2674 to 3906 and encodes 410 amino acids. Gene Ontology annotation, molecular function: heme transmembrane transporter activity.